AUGGCGCUCUCAUGUAUGCAGGUGAACAUCAACCACUGUGCAAAUGCCCAGGAUCUUAUGAUUCAAUCGAUAGCAGAGUGGCAAAUAGGAGUCACAGUUGUAUCGGAGCCUUACUUCAUCCCUGACCGAAACGACUGGGUCUCAGACCAUAACAAGACCGUAGCUAUUAUAGCCCCUGCUGCAGCGGGAUCCCCGUCCUUUGAGAACACCGUGAAGGGCCGGGGAUUCGUGCUCGCCGUACUAAGUGGUGUGGCCAUUAUCGGCGUCUACUUUUCGCCUAAUCGCCUUCUGGCUGAGUUCGAGCAGUCCCUAACAGAAGUCGGUGCCUUGAUUCGACAGAUAUCUCCCGUCCCUGUGAUAGUUGCUGGAGAUUUCAACGCCAAGUCGACGGCGUGGGGGUGUCCAGCGACAGAUGUUCGAGGCGACGUGCUGGAAGAGUGGGCUAUUUCCCUUGGAUUAACCAUACUCAACACUGGAUCGGAAAGUACAUGCGUGAGGCCGCAAGGCGAGUCCAUAGUCGAUAUCACCUUUGCGUCCGACGCUCUGGCCCGUCGGAUUCAAAAUUGGAGGGUAGAAGCAGAGGUGGAAUCGCUUUCCGAUCAUCGCUAUAUUCGGUACGAUCUAACCACUCUUCCGGUCACGGGAAGGAAUGUCCGUUUCGCUGCAGGGGACAGUCCAAAAUGGAUAUUGGGGAAACUCAAUAGAGAGCUAGCAAAAGAAGCGGCUAUCGUGGAAUCAUGGGGAUCUGUCAACGAACGUAUUAACACAGAACUGGAAGCCGAGAGCCAAGCAAUGCGUUAG
Leguminivora glycinivorella is the source of this 801-nucleotide messenger RNA. RefSeq lists its product as uncharacterized. The record is from RefSeq and is a predicted model, not a curated record. Gene Ontology annotation, molecular function: catalytic activity. Bases 1 to 801 code for a protein of 266 amino acids. The transcript has a single exon. Lineage: Eukaryota; Metazoa; Arthropoda; Insecta; Lepidoptera; Tortricidae.